Messenger RNA from Acanthosepion pharaonis, 513 nucleotides. The record is from the annotation of a GenBank genome assembly. Lineage: Eukaryota; Metazoa; Mollusca; Cephalopoda; Sepiida; Sepiidae.
AUGGAGUGUAAAGCCCAGUUUCGUUCGACGGAGACAUUUUUUUUUUCUUCAUUUUACAGUUCUUUACCAUUCUUCCGCCUUCCUAACGGGCCAAACCCGGGCCGACGUGCAUUCCAGCUUGGGCGAUGUCAGGCUGUUUCAAUUCAGUGCUACCUGUCUGUCUGGGUCACAGCCACCUCUUUCGAUCACACCGACCAGUCCCCUCCGACCAGUCCCCUCGGCCCUCCUUUCCUCAAUGUUGAUGGCUUGGCUAAUGCCAUUAGGCCACGCCUCCCCUUCAACUCCUCGUCUGUUUUCACUUUCCUUCCUUUUUCUCCCAUUCUUUCGCUUUCCUUAGCUUUUCUCCUCGGCCACCUCCUUCAGUGUUGGGAAAUAUUUCUGCUCCACCUCUCCCACACUCAUACUUUCUUUCUUUUCUUUCUUUUUCUUUUCUUUCUUUCUUUCUUUCUUUCUUUCUUUCUUUCUUUCUUUCUUUCUUUCUUUUCCUUUCCUUCCGACACAAGGGCACAAUAG